AUGCAAGAAAACAUCAUCAAAGACGUUUAUAAUUCUUUACAACCAUCAUUAUAUGUACGACAGGUCUAUUUUAUUAAUUUUACAGCCUAUAAUAGACCACAUCCAAUUUGGAUGAAUAUUAUCAAAGAUCCAUUAGAACGAGGAAUAUCCAAUUUUUAUGCUUCACGCGCAUUAUGUAUACAAGAAAACAAAUGUUAUUUAAAUAUAAAAUAUUUAAAUGAUACAUUCAAUGAUUGUGUUAAUAAAUAUCAAGGUCAAUGUUUUGUUCCUGAACAAGGUGGCAGUGGUUUGGUACCAUUUUUUUGUGGACAAGAUCCGCAAUGUGAACAAAUGAAUGACUGGUCAUUACAGACAGCGAAAUACAAUAUCAAUAAAUAUUAUACUGUUGUUGGAUUAGCAGAACAACUAUACAAAUUUUUUUUUGUCCUCGCAUAUCCAGAUAAUCCCGUACGAUUGUUUCCGUGUUCAAAUUGUGGACGGAAUUUCAAUCCCGAAUCAUUAAGAAAACAUCAACCAAUAUGUAAAAAAGUGGUACAAAAACAACGAAAAAUAUUUGAUGCUGGUAGACAGAGAGCACGAGAUACAGAUAUUCCAUAUGCAGCAACAAAAGAAACUACACAGAUUUAUCAAGGUGUUAUUAAGCCGCAAGAGAAAGAGAAAAAAGGAAAUUGGCGUGAACUUCAUCAUCAACUAGUGAGAACAAUUCGUGAAGCUCGAAAUGUCACACAUGCCAUUGAAACCGGCGCACCGAUGCCAAAAACGACACCCAGUAGUGUGCCAUCAGGUCUGAAGACGGUUUUGCUAAUUUGUGAAACGCAGUUUAAACGAAAACACAUGCAACAAACAGCGAAUAUUAGAGGUGGUGCUCAGAUACUAGGAAGGCAACAUUCUCAUACGCAACAAGAUAAUAAUGCUCAUGACAUAAAUUAUAAACCACCACAAAUCAAUUCUGCUCCAACAACACUAGCCUAUCGACGACCAGUGCGAUACACUAACAGCGGGCUAAAAGAAGAGAGUCGAAGACCACCGUUAAAUCCAAAUAUGUUUAAAAAAGGAACUGUUGAGAAAUAUGGUCGAAAUUCCAAAACUCAAAGUGCAACAGUGACUCAUUUAAUGAGAACAGGCCGAACGACAGAGAACGAUGAUUUAAAUGUUCAAGCCAGACAACGUAGUGGGGGUAGUACUAGUAAUGAUUCCCCGAUGGUAAAUCGUCGAAUAACAAACCGUUCACCAAGUCCAGCUCGUCAGCAAAACUCACAGGUCAAUGGUUAUGCGACACGAGCAAGACCGAAAGGUGUUAAUACAGUGGCCGCGACACCAGCGAAACAUUGUCAUGAAUGUGGCACAGAAUAUGUUGUUGACUGGGCUAAAUUUUGCUGUGAAUGUGGAGAAAAACGAAUAGGUUUGUGA
This is a messenger RNA of Didymodactylos carnosus, 1410 nucleotides long. The record is from the annotation of a GenBank genome assembly. NCBI's taxonomy places the organism in Eukaryota, Metazoa, Rotifera, Eurotatoria, Philodinida, Philodinidae.